Molecule: messenger RNA, 282 nt
Organism: Sinocyclocheilus grahami
Lineage: Eukaryota; Metazoa; Chordata; Actinopteri; Cypriniformes; Cyprinidae
Product: inositol-3-phosphate synthase 1-A-like
Exons: 2
Biological process (GO): phospholipid biosynthetic process; inositol biosynthetic process
Molecular function (GO): inositol-3-phosphate synthase activity
Source: RefSeq, a predicted model, not a curated record
AUCGUCAUGCAUGAGAAAGUUCGCAUCAACAGCGCAGAUGUGAAAUACACUGAGAAACACAUCGAGUCGCGUUACUGUUACCACACUGCCUCAGUGCGCAGAGAUGGAGACGCGUUCACUGUGACGCCCUCCAGCACCGAGUUCAUCUUUCGCACCGAGAGGAAGGUGCCCAGGCUGGGGGUGAUGCUGGUGGGAUGGGGGGGAAAUAACGGGACCACGGUCACAGCUGCGGUCCUGGCCAAUAAACUGGGUCUGACCUGGAAAACCAAGACGGGCCUGAAG